This is a messenger RNA of Chaetomium globosum CBS 148.51, 528 nucleotides long. RefSeq lists its product as uncharacterized. The coding region runs from base 1 to 528 and encodes 175 amino acids. The transcript is spliced from 2 exons. The record is from RefSeq and is a predicted model, not a curated record. NCBI's taxonomy places the organism in Eukaryota, Fungi, Ascomycota, Sordariomycetes, Sordariales, Chaetomiaceae.
AUGAAGUGGCAAGCAGCUUCCUUCUCCGGCUUCCUUUUGGCUUCUUACGGUGCCUAUCUGGUCCAUCUAGCGAACUUCUUCGAGAUACAUGGGCGGGCAGGCAACAACUGGCUGAUCCGGAAUGGGUUGCCGACCCUCGAAACGGACGGCCCCACGCACUGCACCGCGCGCGCCAAGCCCGCCCCCAGGGCCCGGAACGACACAACGGGGUACCGGGACUGCGACACAACACAGCGCGGGGGGAACCAGAAGAUUAUCAACAAUGGGUUGAAUGACAAUGGCCGGCCGACGAAACCCCUCACAGCCCGUGUACUGUGUAGGGAAGGGACUCAAUUCCGUGGACCUCAAACGGUACGCAGUAUGGGCUGCGGCCAGGCGGCUACCAACCAGAUCGGUUACCGUCACCGGAAACAAAGCAUGUGUGUCCGUCUGUCAGAUGGCCUGGUACCCAUCCGAUUCAUCCAGAUCGACCUCACGCCCCCUGCCCAAUGGUACAUCCCGGACAGAGGAACAAGCGCCCUUCGCUAA